GAAAGAAAAGAAUAAGAAAAGGCGAAACUGCAGAACAGAGCUUUGACUUUCCGGACACCCUCUCUAAAACCCAGGGGAGGGAAAACUACCUGAACUGAAAACGGUUAUUUCUUUAAAGGUUUAGGGUUUCAUCUCAAAUCUUCACUGAACUGUGCGAUCUUUGGCUCUUCACACACUCACACAGAUUUCCCCAUGAGUUUUGAACCUUUCUUGUUUGCUCCAUUGCGUAUUAUUCAUGGCUGACACCAGACGUUACCUUUCCAAUCAACCUUUAGAUCUCGAACAGGUACUGCAGGAAACCCAGCACCGUUGGCUUCGGCCGGCUGAAAUCUGUGAAAUCUUGCGCAAUCAUCACAAGUUCUACUUGACUCCGGAGCCCCCAGUCAGACCUCCAGGCGGUUCCUUGUUUCUAUUUGAUCGGAAAGUACUACGGUAUUUCCGUAAAGAUGGUCACCAGUGGAGAAAGAAGAAGGACGGUAAAACUGUGAAAGAAGCUCAUGAAAAGUUGAAGGCAGGCAGCGUAGAUGUUCUUCACUGUUACUAUGCCCAUGGAGAGAACAACGAGAACUUUCAGAGGCGAAGUUAUUGGAUGCUUGAAGAAAAGUUGGAGCACAUUGUCCUUGUGCAUUAUAGAGAAGUAAUAGAGAGCUACAGAGUAGGUGCCUCCCGUCUGCAACCUAUUCAUCCAGGUCAACUGCUUGAAAAUCCUAGUUCCUCGCCUUGCUUUGUGUCUGGCCUAAUAGUUCAGGAAUCUCAUACAUCAAGUCCAAGCUCAGUUGACUGGAAAGAACAGGCACUCUCUUCUGAGCUUUAUACUGGCGAUUCUAAAGGAAAUGAAGUGAACCCCUUGCUUGUUCCUGCAAGUGGUCAUUUCUUGCCCAUUACCUCUUCUUUCAGCACAGAGAAACCAACAGGACUUGUGGAGUUCUCGAGGGACAACUUUCAGCUCAAUCCACAAUUUGGCUCAUUCGUGUCUAUUGACGCUCAGAGCUCAGACAGAAAUUUAAAUGUUACACUACAGAAAAAGUUCUACUCAGGAUACCUUAAUGUGGCUGAUUUGCUGUCCAGUAAACUCACUUAUGCAAGAUUAGAUGGUGGUAGAGCUGUUAAAGAUGUGGCAAACAGCAGAAACAGAUUGACAAUUACUUCUGGGGAAGUACUUGAGGAGAAUAUCCAUCUAGCUCCAGCUCAGAUACAGAACAUUUCUAGUUCUCAGACUGUUGUUACUCCUGAUGCUGCAGUUCAAAAUAGUUCCUUAGAAGGUAGACUCAACAGUGAUGAAGCUGGCAGCCUAAAGAAACUUGAUAGCUUUGGCAGAUGGAUGGAUAGAGAGAUAGCUGUAGACGGCAACGAGUCAUUGUUGGCCUCUGAUUCUGGCAACUAUUGGAACACCCUUGAUAAUGGGGAUAAAGAAGUUGCCCGUUUAUCAUGUCACAUGCAGUUGGACACCAACUCUUUAGGCCCUUUUCUAUCCCAAGAGCAGCUGUUCAGUAUCUCUGAUUUUGCUCCUGAUUGGGCCUACUCAGGAGUGGAAACAAAGGUUUUGAUCAUAGGUACCUUUCUUGGCCAUGGGAAGCAUCCUACUUCUCAGAAAUGGAGCUGUAUGUUUGGUGAAGUUGAGGUCUCUGCAGAACUUCUGACUCAGAGUAUCAUUCGAUGUGAAGUUCCUUCUCAUUCUCCUGGACGUGUUCCUUUUUAUGUAACCUGCAGUAAUAGGUUAGCAUGCAGUGAGGUGCGGGAGUUUGAAUAUCGUGAAAAAUCAUCAGAACUAGCUCUUGCCCUUAGACCAAGUGAUGAAGUGCGUCUGCAAGUGCGACUAGCUAAAUUGCUAUAUUCAGGCCUGAAUAAAAAAUUCUUGGAUUGCUCUAGCACAGAUUGUGAAAGAGGUAAAUUGAAGACUCUGCUAUGUUCUUUGAAAUGCAACAUUGGAAAUGCUUCUGAAAGUUUAGAGGACUUACUUGCCAUUAUUGAAGGCAAUCACAUCAACUUUAGAGAUACGUUGAUUCAGAGUUUCAUGAAGGAUAAAUUUUAUGAAUGGCUAGUCUCUAGAGCACACGAAGAAGAUAAAGGUCCAAAUAUUUUGGAUGACGAAGGACAAGGGGUUAUUCACUUAGUCGCUUCUCUUGGUUAUGAAUGGGGGUUGGUUCUAUUAACUGCUGCUGGUAUUAAUCCUAAUUUGAGAGAUGCACGUGGUAGGACAGCUCUCCACUGGGCUGCACAUUAUGGAAGGGAGGAUAUGGUUAUUGCACUUGUCAAGCUAGGUGUAGCUGUUUGUGCUGUUGAUGAUCCAACUGCUGCAUUCCCUGGGGGACAAACAGCUGCUGAUUUGGCUUCUAGUGGAGGUCACAAAGGGGUUGCUGGAUAUUUGGCAGAAUCAGAGCUUACUGCUCAUCUUCAAUCGUUGGCUAUCAAUAAUAAUGCUCUUGACAGUAUUUGUGCUGGGCUUGAAGCUGAAAAGGCUUUUGAAUCUGCAGCUCAAGAGGUUGUUCCUUUGAAUGGAACGAUACAUGAUGAUAUUUCCUUGAAAGGAUCUCUUGCUUCUGUGAGGAAAUCAGCUCACGCUGCAGCAUUGAUUCAAGCUGCUUUCAGAGCCCGUUCAUUCCAUCAGAGGCAGCUUAGGGAGAGUAGAAAUGAUGUUUCUGAAGCUUCAGUUGACCUUGUUGCUUUGGGCUCCUUGAACAAGGUCCAAAAGGUGAAUCACUUUGAGGACUAUUUACACCCAGCUGCCAUAAAAAUCCAGCAGAAAUAUCGUGGCUGGAAGGGGAGGAGAGAAUUUUUGAAGAUACGCAAUCGGAUAGUGAAAAUACAGGCUCAUGUACGCGGACAUCAAGUUCGUAAGCAAUAUAAAAAGUUUGUUUGGUCGGUCAGUAUAGUUGAAAAGGCCAUUCUGCGUUGGAGGAGGAAAAAACCAGGAUUGAGAGGAUUUCAGCCAGAAAAAACUAGUCAGAAAGAACUACCUGAGUUUGAGAAGAACGACGAGUAUGAAUAUCUAAGUAUUGGUCGAAAACAGAAGUUUGCUGGAGUUCAGAAGGCUUUGGCAAGAGUUCAGUCCAUGGUACGUCAUCCAGAGGCAAGAGACCAGUAUAUGAGGCUGGUUGCAAAGUUUGAUAGUUUUAAGUUGGAUGAUGGAGGGAGCAGUAUAUAGGUUUUCACCAGUUUAGCUUUUCAGUUUACGAGCAAAGGCACUCUCCAACUAUUUUGUAGACAUGCCCAUUAACCACACCAAAAUGUACUAUUUUGAGUUUAUUCUAGCCUAACAUGAAAUUUAGUCAUCUCGAAGAGAAAGGAGGACAAUGUACAUUGCAUUUUCUGCUGUUGUAAUCACACCCAGUUCCCAUUAGGAUAGCAUGGAUGAAAUUUAGCAUUUCAAGAGAAAUUGUAUAGCUAAAGGAACAUGUUGGUCGCAUUUAGGCUGAAUGCUAAUAGAUGCCAUCAACUGACCAUAACUGGGAGCAUAAGUAAAUGUGUAUCAUGUUAACAGUGUGGAUAUUUUCUUGCAUCAAAUGUAAAUACUUGCCUACAAUGUACAUAACUUUUAUAAGGUAGUUGGAAUAUGAUUGUCCGAAGUUUUGAAACUA
Molecule: messenger RNA, 3578 nt
Organism: Nicotiana tabacum (common tobacco)
Lineage: Eukaryota; Viridiplantae; Streptophyta; Magnoliopsida; Solanales; Solanaceae
Product: calmodulin-binding transcription activator 3
Biological process (GO): regulation of transcription by RNA polymerase II
Cellular component (GO): nucleus
Molecular function (GO): protein binding; transcription coregulator activity; double-stranded DNA binding
Source: RefSeq, a predicted model, not a curated record